Molecule: messenger RNA, 417 nt
Organism: Bipolaris victoriae FI3
Lineage: Eukaryota; Fungi; Ascomycota; Dothideomycetes; Pleosporales; Pleosporaceae
Exons: 1
Coding region: 1-417 (138 amino acids)
Source: RefSeq, a predicted model, not a curated record
AUGCGCUCCUUCCAGCAAAUCCCUCUUGCGCUCUGCGCCCUGGUCGCAACAGCCGUUGCUACUACCUCUUCCGACACCAUCAGUUACGAUGCCACCGUCUACAUCACCUCGACCAUCACCCGCGUCAACACCGUCACUGCCAGCUCUUCUCCCACCGGCGCACCCGUCAACCAGACCUCAACCAUCAUCGCUAGCCACCCCACCGUUGCGCCCUCUUUCAGCUCCUUCGACGCUGGCAACGCUACCAGCAUCGCGCCCACUGCUGCUCCCUCGGCGUCUAAUGCUGCCCCCUCGGCGUCUACUGCUACCCUCCCCAGCGCUUCCGCCCCUGCCGCCUUCCCUGGCGCCGCUUCUUCUCUGACCGCAAACACCUACCUUGCCAUUGUCGCUGCUGGUCUUGGCUACCUCGCCCUCUGA